Micropterus salmoides (largemouth bass) is the source of this 4961-nucleotide messenger RNA. Its product is annotated as interferon alpha/beta receptor 1b-like. Bases 111 to 1346 code for a protein of 411 amino acids. Gene Ontology annotation, molecular function: protein binding; interferon receptor activity. Lineage: Eukaryota; Metazoa; Chordata; Actinopteri; Centrarchiformes; Centrarchidae. The record is from RefSeq and is a predicted model, not a curated record. The transcript is spliced from 8 exons.
AUGACACAUAACGCAAUCUCAUAGAGCCAGUCAGACCGGAGAACCGAGUUCGUCCGAACCGAGCCUGGACAGAGACAACGAGCACGUGAAAACCAGUCAGUGCCUCGAAAAUGUCCACCAUGUAUGCUGCUCUGUAUGCCUGCUUGCUGUUCUGGUGCCUCCACGCUGUUGGAGCAGAGCUGGCUCCACCACAGCAAGUGACCAUGAUGGCCUUGAACACCAAUUACACACUGUGUUGGGACUGGGACCAGAGUGCUGCAGAGAGUGAUGCUGUCACCUUCACCACACAAUAUGUCGCGAAGUUCAAGCUGAAGUCCAAGAAAAAGAGUCCGAACUGGAGCAUGGCGUGUGACAACACACCACACAGGUCAUGUGACCUUUCAGCGUUCAACUUGCACUAUUUGGGCAUCUACGUACUUCGUGUACGAGCCAGUGCGAAUGGACGUCACUCUGACUGGGUGCUAAAGGAAUUCUGCCCUGAUAAAGAUGCUGCUGUGGGUCCUCCCUCCAAAGUGGAUCUUUCUCCUGCUGGAAGCGACCUGGACGUUUUCAUCUCAGACCCUCUGACCAGCACCAACAGCUCCAUGAAGGAACAUCUUUCCAAGCUGUACUACCACAUCCUUUACUGGGAACGCAUUGUAGACACACAGGCUUUAAGAACUGAAACGUUGAGUAGCAGUGCCAACGUGGUGACUUUGCCAAACCUGCAAGCCUGGACUUGGUACUGUGUCAGCGUCCAGUCACGCGAGGACUACUACAACAAAAGCAGCAGCUUCACCUCACCACAGUGCAUGCAGACUGAAGGUGCUACUCCGUGGUGGCUGAUCUUUGUGUACUUCCUUGGCUCUCUGGUGAUCUGCUUCUUGGUUAUGCUGCUCUCACUCUACAGCUCAUUCUGGUGCUACAAGACUGUCAAGUCAACUCUGUGUCCCCCCGACCAACUGCCUCCACACUUGAAGAAGUAUUUUUGUGCCUCUCCUGGGUCUGACAUUCCCCACCUCCUCUCCCGGGAUUCUGAAUCAGAGCUGUUGUGUGAUAAGGUGACCGUCUGUCCAGAGUCACCGGUCCUGGAAAUCCACAACCCUCCCCCUGAGGCCCUGCCAGUUUUGCCAGCAGACCUGGAGCCAGACAGCAGCAGCAGACACAGUCGUCAGGACAGCAGCAGCAGCAGAGACUCGGGGGUUUACUCCACAGGUGGCAGCUCCAGCCUGCAGCAGCCCAGCAGCAACCAAUCCUCAGGACAGGCCCCCUUCGACAUGGAGCAGGUGAAGAUGCAGGACAUGGCUUCAGGGCUGAAGAGUCAGCUUCUGACCGCAGACGAGGGCAUUGUAGACAUGUGUGUCUGAAGACAUGCAUGUGAAAAGACGUUAGCUGAGAAGAGCCUGAAGCAAGGAUGAUAUUAAGGAAGAAAAUGUGCAACAUGCCUUUUCUCUAGCAGUCACUGUGAGACUUAAAAUAUAAGAAAUCACAAGAUGAUGACAAACUCGCACAGGGAACAUCUUGAUCUGCUGUCACUCAGUGUUUCCAGUUUCCAAGGAGGAAGGGUGUACUCUUCACUGUUCCAGGGUUCCUACACAGUAAGGAAAAAUCUGGAAUUUGAUUUUAGUUAUUUCCAGGCCUGGGUAAAUAUGUGGAAAGAGAGUAUGGAAAAAUAUGUGUGUUUCCAGAGCUUUGCCCCUAUUCUGUUCCCUAAAAUAUAAAAUUCAAGAAUUUCUGAAGGUAAAUUGAUCAUACAAGCAUUUUUCUCUUGGCGUUUGGAGCAGGCAACCAGCACAGCCAAAUGUUUCCCACCAUGUGCCAGAACACAGAGGUGCUUUGGUUUCUUAUUUUACAGUUUGUGUUAAUAAUGAUCUAGUCUCGCAUAGCCAGACCUGUCUGCACCUGGUUUUAGCCUGCCAGUGCUGGAGAAAGGUUGGGCUAAAUCCAUUAUUGUUCUGGUAUAGGGAGGGGGGCUCCAAUUGCCUCACAGUGGCCGUUGCCCCCAUGGCCACGUGUUGGCACCACCACUGCCAGAGUGAGCUUGAUGUCGUCAAGGGCAAGGCAAGAAGUAUGGCGUGCGACUGAACGAUGAUCACGUCACACACCACGUCCCACAGCCCAGCUCUGCUCCAGGUGCCUCAUAACUACAGGGUCUUAAAAAGUCUGUAAAGGUGAUAAAUCAGUUUCGCGAAAAUUAAGGCCAUUAAAAAGUCUUAAUCGCCAUUUAACAAGGUAUUCAAUUGUGAAGAUUUUUUUUCAAUGUGAAAUCCUGUUUAUAAUGCAUAGCCAAAAAUACUUGGCAGUGAGUAGCGACUGUGUGAUUCGACUCUGUAAUGUUAGGCGCAGGGAUCUACUGUGCGCCUGUUUCACUCUUAAACACUCCAAAAAAUAGAUCCAUGCAACCGGAAAAUGAUUUACGAGUACGACCAACUGUAAUCUCCCACCCCACCGGACCAUCAAUGCUAAUUGUUCAAAACAUAGUCGGAGUGGCGAUCAGGAGUAACGGGAUUAACCCGGUUGGCCGGUCGCUCUGUGGCCACUUGAACAGCCCCGUUCCUGAAAAACAAGAGCGAGAUGCACCGCCAGUGGCUGAAUCGGUGGGUUUGGCUAUGGUUAGCUGGCUAUUUAAUUAAAUUGGUGCCUUUUAUUGAAACAUAUUCAACUUUUCAUAAAGCUGAUACACUCAUCAAUGUCAUACACAUCACAGCCUGGAUGGAGCAGGUUUAAAAAAAGUCUGAUGUGCUGCAACAAACAAUACAAAUAUAAAUGUUGAACUCUCUGCAUAAAUGGGUAUGAUUACUGACUAGUUAGUAGCCUGCCUAAAGUCAAGGUUGGAGAAUAUCAUGUAGCCUAGAGCAUUCUUCUUGCACAAAGACAGACUGAAACAGCUGUAAUUUGAAUUAAUAUUAUUACAAUAUGUUGAAAAGGUAUUGAAUUUUACUUCCUGUAGAUACCCUGAACUAGCACAUUCUGACAUCUGCUACCAAAUUAGAUGAUUAAAGCAACAUCUUCAUCUGCAUCACAAAUAACCAAAUAUUAAGUGUGUCUGAGGAUCUAGUUAUGCAGUGGUUUGGUCAUCAGAAAAGUAAACCCACCGUGAGGACCUUUAUGGCUGCAUUCAUCAUCGUUUCCAUGGAUGCAAUAAACAAGACUGCCCAGACGCCAUGAAAAUUAAAUGAUUAAUUUUUUCCCAUCUCAUUUUCGGUUCUUACUUAUAAAAGAGAAUAAAAAACAUGGAGGGGGGGGUUAAUAUAAUAUUAUUUAUUGAUUAUUUUAAGUCAUAAGUCAUAUGAGUAGAGGCAGCACCGGUAAGUUUACUGAUUAUUAUUGCUUUUAAUGAGUUAAUGUAAUGAGCUCACAGGUGUUGAUUAGGUAGCAUUAAACAAACACAAGCAGAUGAAGUCAAAGUCGAUUGACUUCUUAAAACCUGGUUGUAGUUGCCGAGGAGUGGGAAGCUUUGAAUGAACAGGGAGCAAAUACACUCAAUUACCAGUUUAUUAGGAACAUCUAGCUCUGCAGAAAGUUCUCUCAUAAUGUUCAGUUUUUGUUGAAACGGUUUUAGAGACUCCUGUAGUUUUUGGGGCGGCUGAAUUGCAUUGUGUAAUUGUACAGGUGUUUUAAAUGGGUGGACAAAAUAACAGAAACACGUAGGUGUCGUUGCCACUUACUGAUAAAAUGAUAUUUAGAAUUGUUCUGUUUAGCGUGUUGCUAAAAUGUGUGGUGAUUUAGAUGAACUGGAACAGAGAAAUCCUCUUUAAACAGGGUACUUUGACUGAGUGAUUUCUUCUGAUAUCCAGAAAUCCAUCCAAAACAACAUCAAAUGGAACAUUUUCCAUCCAAUUUCAUACUGAACUCGUUCUGCGUUGUUGUUGUUUUUUGUCUUAAACAAAAGAAAGGAAGGAUUUUAUUUCUGUCCUUUCUGUUCUCCUCUAACCAGCAAAGAAAUUCAAUAUGACUUUAUACCCAGAUAAAACUUCCUAGUAGUCACUAUUAUGAAAGCAAAGUUUUAGCUUUUGUGUGCAUAUAAUGUGUAUGUGUCUCCUGAGAUAAGCUUGUAUUCAUUGUAACAGGAGCAUUUGAAUACAUUUAUGAUUCUUAUAGAAUCUUGGUGGCAUAUUAGUUACAUUUGUUCUUACGAGAUAUUUGAGACUAUAUUUUCUUCAAAUUUGUCAUCUGGGUUUUAUUAUUUACACCCCUGUUCGUCUUUCAUGCCUGUUUUUUGUUCUUUUUAGUGAGAAGCUUGGUUAUAAAAGAACUUGCAUGUACACAUGUACAGUUGUACAUACAGGCACAGUUAAGUUAGUCUUGUAUGUUAACUUCAAAGUUUUACCUCACACAUUUAUCUGAAUCAUUUACUUCACAUUCCAAAAAGAUGAAAAGCUGAGCAAGCGUAUUUUGUGAAUAAAUGGAGCCGGGAGCGGGUCGUCUCUGCUCUGUGUACUUGUACAAUUUAUUGAAAUACUUUCAUCAUCAUCUGCUUUAUAACAAAAAAUAUGAAUUGCCUUUUCUGCGUCUGCAGUACUAGGAUGUAUGGCUGAUAUUCUGAGGCAGCAGACGGUAAGGAAAUACACAAAACAGGAACAAGUCAAACCGAUCUGCAUGUGGAAUGCGAUGGUAAACAAACGAGACAAAUAUCAAGUCAGGGCAAUUCAAAUUAAUGUAAAGUUUUCAACACCACAAAAUGGACAAAUGAUAUACUUUUGGACAACUCAUUUAUUAAAUGUAACUUUCAUUUCCAGAAGCUUGCUCUUGCUUGACUUGUUGCAGUAUUUCCAGUCUGUUAUGCCUCAGCAUCCUGCCUAUCACGGUCUGUUGCUUCAUCUGUUGAAAUUGUAUAUAAGCAUGUUGCGUAGCAGUGUACUGGUGAAGUGCACAAAGCAGUGGUGAUGUCACUGUAUAUGUCUGGUCUCACAUCUUUGCAUCUACUGCACCAAUGUUAAUGAACAAUCAUAAAAAUGAAAUAAAUCCUGUCUCAUAUCAAA